GCCCCAAUUGCAAUCUGUAUGAGGGAGUAGCAGCCAUAUUGAAAAGCGUUUCCGUUUGAUUCCUCUUUCUGUUAGCUGCGUACAGGUGGAUUUCUUCCUCCAAAGGACCCCAAAUCAGAUAAUUUCUUCAUCGUAGGAUCCUCCUGGCAAUGUCAACCAUGAAUCCGGAAUAUGAUUACUUGUUCAAAUUGCUUCUGAUCGGCGACUCUGGUGUAGGAAAGUCCUGUCUGCUCCUGCGAUUUGCUGAUGACACGUACACAGAAAGCUACAUCAGCACAAUUGGUGUUGACUUCAAGAUCAGAACCAUAGAACUAGAUGGGAAGACCAUCAAGCUUCAGAUAUGGGACACAGCAGGCCAGGAGCGGUUCCGCACCAUCACAUCUAGUUACUAUAGGGGGGCGCACGGAAUUAUCAUUGUGUACGACGUCACAGACCAGGAAUCUUUCAACAAUGUAAAACAGUGGCUUCAGGAGAUAGAUCGCUACGCGUGUGAAAAUGUCAACAAAUUACUCGUUGGCAACAAGAGCGACCUCACCACAAAGAAGGUGGUUGACUACACGACGGCCAAGGAAUUUGCAGACCAGCUCCAUAUCCCUUUCCUCGAAACUAGCGCCAAGAACGCCACGAACGUGGAACAGGCUUUCAUGACGAUGGCAGCAGAGAUUAAGAACCGCAUGGGGCCGGGAGCCGUAACCAACGAGACAAAACAGAACGUGAAAAUCCAGAGCACCCCAGUCAAGCAGAGUGGAGGUGGCUGCUGCUAAAGAUCCAACAGGUCACACCCUUCUCUGUACCCCAGGUGGGGUAACUUUUGAUUCUUGACUUGGACUUGCAAUCACCAAGACUGAAUAAAAACCAAGCUACCCUACAGUGGAAUGACUGGCCAUUCCAGUUUCCAUACAAAAUUAUACCAGUUACGACAAAAAUAAUUAGUCAUUCACCAAAGUGAUGAGUUUUGAUUCUGUAUUUUUUUCCUUUUAUUUUUGCCAUGCAUUUUUGGGUGGGUGGGGGUUUGUGGUUUUUGAACAAAAUGAUCAUGUACAUUGCAAAAACCACUUAUGUACAGUCAACAUCAGAUGUGUAGAAAUUUUGCAGUGGAAAGGUCUUUCCCAAGAAAAAAUACAUGUAGCAGAGAAUGUUGGGCAUGCAGCAUAAAUUAUAUGGAUACAUGAAGAAAGAUAUUAGCGAUAUCGAUGUGUAAUGUUAAGCAGUUCAUUGUAUGAAUCAUCAUUAGUACAGUAAUGAAACCAUGUUAUGUUCUUUUUACUAAUGUGUAGAUUGCACUGAGAUAGUAGUUGGUGUAGAACAUUGCCAGACACUGUCAUGAUCACAUCUCUCAUAGGGAGGAGGUGCAGGGUCUGUGUGGUGUGGGCAAAAUUGCGAUCAUGGGGGUGGGGGCCUUGUUCUAGUGAAAAGGGAAAAUUGUCAGCGUUGACUUGCUUGAUUUUAUUAUGCACAUAUAACCAGGUAUUGUUGGUGAGCUAUAGAUCUUACUUCAAGGUCUGUUCACACUUCUAAGCAAAUACCAGCACAUACUUCAUCACAUUUUCUACUGCAUGUCCUCCCUAUGAAGGAUUGCCCACACAAUAGGUGUUCCCAAUUGUGAUGUAGCUCACUUGUUACCUUCAAUCCUAGUUAAGCACACUGUUGUUCAACCUCAUUUGUGAUAUGAUUUUUCCUUUUUGUCAAGAUCCGUUCAGUCAUUGCUUGCUAGACAGUACAUGUACAUCAGUCCUUUAUUUCCUCUUGAUGGUUUGUGCCUUAGGUAUGUGUAGUGUGCUGGUCUCUGUGUGACUUCUGCAAGGUCUGCACCAAGCUCUGCUUUGUCGUCAUGUACAGUAGAAUCUGUGUAAGAAAGAUGAAAGAGCAUGACUAUGUUCUGGUUCCUCUGGAAAUUUAAAGUAGUAAAAGGCCCUUUUAUAUAUCACAGUUACAGGUGCUCAAUUGCACAAAUAAAUUAUGUUGUUACAUGCACAAAGGGCAGCGUACAAGAGGCCAGCAAGAUUGCAACUUAGAUAACUUACCAGGAAGUCUACUUAUCUUGCUGUAUAUUUGGAAUGUCAGGACUACCCCUCCCAACACAUCUUGUGCUUGCUGGUAGUCAUGAGAUAUAAACUCAGCACUUCAGCUGUUAAGUUUUGGUUGGGUAAGCCUGCCAUGUUAGUAGUGCAGUUGUCACUGAUGUAUCAGAUUAUAUUGUGUUUUAUCAGGAUUAAUGACAUGUUUCAGUCAUGUGGAUAGCACAGUAGGAAUGAGAAAGUACUUGUAUGGAACAUAGCUUGUAAGACAACAUUUCUUAAUGCAUAGUGACCGAGAUCUGAUGCCAAUCUUUGCCUGAGCACAUUGUUUUUUUGACUGUACAAAACGAUGCUACCAGACAUAAUUUUUGUUCCACACCGAGGUAAAAUAUGGUUGGGCUGGUAAGACAUCACUACUCCUUACCACACCCCUCGUCAUCUUGGUUGGAGCCCCACUCACCUUAUAUGGAAUUUGGUUUUAGGUACUAUUUUCUUUGAAUAGGGGUGGUGGAAGGACUGCAGACCACCUGAUAGGUUAAGCCAUGCCUCUUACAACCCUAUAACAACACAUGUUGACAGAGAAGUGUUAUAAAUAUUUGGUUCUGUUUAUAAGACUCUGACAAGCAAUGACUGAAACCUAGUGAGUGUAAAUCAAUGUAAUUACUAUAAUAUGUGAGGACCAUUUUUGCUUGUAUUUGCUUUACUACUCUAUUAACUGGUAGUUUUUGCUGUAUCUGUUUAUUAUGACAAUAAAGAUUAUGCUUAAAUA
Molecule: messenger RNA, 2787 nt
Organism: Branchiostoma belcheri (Belcher's lancelet)
Lineage: Eukaryota; Metazoa; Chordata; Leptocardii; Amphioxiformes; Branchiostomatidae
Product: ras-related protein Rab-1A
Exons: 6
Coding region: 150-764 (204 amino acids)
Molecular function (GO): GTP binding; GTPase activity
Source: RefSeq, a predicted model, not a curated record